Messenger RNA from Corvus hawaiiensis (hawaiian crow), 2605 nucleotides. RefSeq names its product replication initiator 1 (gene REPIN1). The coding region runs from base 315 to 1628 and encodes 437 amino acids. Gene Ontology annotation, biological process: negative regulation of transcription by RNA polymerase II. The record is from RefSeq and is a predicted model, not a curated record. Gene Ontology annotation, molecular function: DNA-binding transcription repressor activity, RNA polymerase II-specific. NCBI's taxonomy places the organism in Eukaryota, Metazoa, Chordata, Aves, Passeriformes, Corvidae. The transcript is spliced from 4 exons.
GGCUGUCCCGACGUCUCCGGUCGGGAUUAGCGGGGGGUCGGGCACCCAGAGCCCGGGGGGUGCUGCAGCCCCGGGUGACCCCCUUGGGGUGCCCGGCGAGGGGCGGUGCCGCCGGCCCCCCUGAGCCCCGCGCUGUCCCUGCCAGGGGGUGCUCCCCGAAGUGACAUUCGAGGAAGUGGCCGUAUAUUUCUCCCCCGAGGAGUGGGCGGAGUUGGCGCCCUGGCAGCGGGCCCUGCACCGAGAGGUUAUGGGCGACAACUACGACCUGGUGGCCAGCCUGGAGCGGGGCUCCGGAUGUGUCCCGGGUGUGAGGAAUGAUGGUACCAGGGAACACUGAGAGUCCUUCCUCCCACACAGACCCCAACUCCAAGUUCACCCACAUGAAGGAGGAGUCACACGGGGGGGUUCCCUGCGCCGGGGAGCACGGCAGAGCUCCCGACACUGCAGACAGCUGUGCCUGGAGUGGUUCUGACAGCAAGGACGACGCCGGGGGACACUGGGAAUUGGGUUCCGAUGUCUCCCGCUCUGGCUGGCGUGACUCCGAGCCGGGGGGCUGCGCCAGGGCCCUCUCCCGGGAGGUGCCGGCGGCGUCGGGGCCCCUCAUCGCCGGCACCCGCGGGCCGCGCUCCGGGCCUGAGGCCGCGCUCCGGGCGCACCCGGGCCGGCCGUACCUGUGCGUCACCUGCGGCAAAUCCUUCCGGCACCGCCGCAGCCUCCUGGCGCACAAGAAGCUGCGGGGGGGGAACCGGGCCCGGCACGGCUGCGCCGACUGCAGCCGCACCUUCUGCCUGCGCGGGGACCUGCUGCGGCACCGCGACACGCACCGGGCGCUGCCCCGGGGCCACCGGCGCUUGGCGGGCGCGGCGGGGCCGGGCGAGGAGCGGCCCUUCGUGUGCGGGCGCUGCGGGCGCAGCUUCAGCUGGAGGGAGAGCCUGGAGGUGCACCUGCGGGAGCACCGCGGCCCCGAGCGCGCCCACCCCUGCCCCGAGUGCGGCCGCGUCUUCUCCCGCCGCGAGUACCUCCGGCUGCACCGCCGGGCGCACUCCGGCCAGCGGCCCUUCCCCUGCGCCCGCUGCGGCCGCGCCUUCGCCUCCCGGGCCAACCUCAGCACGCACCGGAGAACGCGCCGGCGCUGCCGCCCUCGCAACCUGGAGCCCCGCAGGGACGAGGACCUGCCUCGGGACAGAGGCCCCCGCGGGGACAGGGACCCGCCUGGGGACAGAGGCCCCCGCGGGGACGGGGACCCACUCAGACACAAGGAUAGGGACCCCCGUGGGGACGGGGACCCACUCAGGGAGAGGGAUAGAGACCGGUACCCCUGUGGGGAUGGGGACCCACUCAGGGACAGGGACCGGUACCCCUGUGGGGAUGGGGACCCACUCAGGGACAGGGAUAGGGACCCCCGUGAGGACGGGGACUCACUCAGGGACAGGGUUAAGGAGCUCCGCGGGGAUGGGGACCCGCUCAGGGACAGGGACCUGCUCAAGGACAGGCACCCCCGCGGGGAUGGGGGCAUGCUUGGGGACAGGGAGCCCCUCGGGCACAGGGACCUGCUCAGGGCCGGGGAACCCCUCGGGGUCAGGGACCCCUGCGGGCACAGGGACCUCCCAGCGGGUGACCAGCAGUAGCCGCGGGACCGGGUUGUUGUGCCGGUGCUCCGAUGGAUGUGACCUCGCCGGUGCCGCGGCUUCCCCAGGGCACCCCUGGAGCCACGAGCCCCUGGAGGCUUCUGAAAGCCAGGGACUUCUCCGUGUCCCUUUAGACCUUGGGAAAUCCCUCCAGCAUGUGUUUCCAUGUUCCCUUUGGAUCUUAAAGUAUCUGGGAUGUUGCCCCACGUCCCUUUGGACCUUGGAAAAUCCUUCUGGGAGGUUUCUCCGUGUCCGUUUCGCACCUUGGAAAAUCUCUCCAGGACAUUUCUCCGUGUCUCUUUGGACCUUGAAGUGCCUUUGGACCUUGAAAUGCCCUCCAGUGCGCUUCCCAGUUCUUCCAGACCCUGGAAAAUUCCUCUGGGAUGUUUCUCCAUGUUACCUUCGCACCUGAGAAAAUCCCCCAGGGUUGCUUCUCCGUGUGCCUUGUGACCUUGGAGUAUCUUUGGACCUUGCAAAAUCCCUCUGGGUUAUUUCUCCGUGUUCUCUUCAGACACUGAAGUGCCUUUGGACCCUGCAAUGUCCCUUCGGGGCAUUUCCCAGUCUGUGCCAGUGCCACCAGUGCCCUGCCCCGUGUCAGUAUUUAAAGCCAGAAGUUUAUUCAACUCAAUUUAUUUUAAUUUUUUCAUUUAUUAUUCUUUUCUAUUCUUUCUGUUUUAAUUAAUUCUGUUUAAGUUACUCCAGUUGUUCUCUUCUGCUUAGUCCAGUUCUCCUACUCCAUUCUGUUCUUCCUAUUCCAUUUAAUUCUAUUUAUUUCUAUUCCAUUUAUUCUUUUUAAUUAUGAGGAAGGGCAGGGAGGGAGGAAGAGGAAGAAGGAAGGGAGGGAGGGAGGAAGGAAGGAGACUCCUCUGGGGUCUUUGUCAUGGUUGAAGCAUGACAGGGCUCUUGUGGCAGCAGGAGCCACCUCGUGUUCCCUCAGUGUCCCCGCUCCCCCAAAUAAACAAGCACCAAAAAUCUGA